GCGCACGGCUGUCACCCCUCACGGGACACACGCACACUCUCACAAGCACACGCAAACAGAUUCAAACGCACACACGCGCACACACAUGUAAACAGUAGGCGCGCGCACCCAAGCGUGCGUCAUGCGUCCUGAGAGUAACUUGCCAGUUUGGCUGGAACGCGCCAGGACGCACGAGAUGACCACCGGUACCGUGACCAGCAGCGGCUGAGGGACGGACAGCCAGCCUCGCAACCUCGACACCUUCCCGGGCUGGCUGCAUGCCCUCCGCCGGGAAAGUAUGGAUUACCUUCCCACCGGAGGCAACGACAGCAACGCCACCGUCGGGUACCCGCCCGGGGUGGAGGUGGUGGCGGACUGGCUGGGCUCCGACGACAGCCACAACAACAACACCGGCGGUUCCUACUCCUUUCCGUUCGUGCAACUGGGCUACCAGAUCGUCACCUCCCUUCUGCUGGGUGCGCUCAUCCUGUGCUCCAUCUUUGGUAACGCGUGCGUGGUGGCCGCUAUCGCCCUGGAAAGGUCCCUCCAAAACGUGGCCAACUACUUGAUCGGAUCCCUGGCUGUGACGGACCUCAUGGUGUCGGUGCUGGUGCUGCCCAUGGCGGCCCUGUACCAAGUGUUGAACAAGUGGACCCUGGGCCAGGGGAUCUGUGACUUGUUCAUCUCUCUAGACGUGUUGUGCUGCACCUCAUCCAUCCUGCACCUGUGCGCCAUCGCUCUGGACCGCUACUGGGCCAUCACGGACCCCAUAGACUAUGUCAACAAGCGCACCCCGAGGAGAGCCGCGCUCCUCAUCAGCGUCACCUGGCUGGUGGGCUUCUCCGUAUCCAUCCCGCCCAUGUUGGGCUGGAGGAGCGCCGAGGACCGAGCCGACCUGGAUGCUUGCAUCAUCAGCCAGGACCCGGGCUACACCAUCUACUCCACCUUUGGGGCGUUCUACAUCCCUCUCAUCCUCAUGCUGGUCCUUUAUGGGCGGAUCUUCAAGGCGGCUCGCUUCCGGAUCCGAAAGACAGUGAAGAAGACAGAGGUCAAAGGUGAGCGUUGCUUGACAUUAUCCCCCGCGGUGCUCCACAAGAAGAGCAACGGGGAGGCCGGCAGCGGUAGGCCGUGCAUCAACGGCGCCGUGCAGUUUGGCGACGAGGCCGAAUCCCUGGAGGUGAUAGAGGUGAGCAGUUCCAAAAGCCACCUGGCCCUGCCCAACACCCCGCAGUCAUCCUCGCACGAGAACCUCAGCGAGAGGAACUGCGGUGCCAAACGCAAAUUGGCGCUGGCCCGAGAGCGCAAGACGGUGAAGACGCUGGGCAUCAUCAUGGGCACGUUCAUCUUCUGCUGGCUGCCGUUCUUCAUCGUGGCCCUAGUGCUGCCCUUCUGCGGAGAGAGCUGCUACAUGCCCGAAUGGCUGGGCGCCGUCAUUAAUUGGCUGGGCUACUCCAACUCCCUGCUCAACCCAAUCAUCUACGCCUACUUCAACAAGGACUUCCAAAGUGCUUUCAAAAAGAUUGUCAAGUGCAAAUUCCACAGACCGUGAACGCAACGCUCCAUCAGAUUGCACCUAAUGCACUGUCCACAGGCGUCCAAAUGCAAGAGCUGUAUCAUAAUCAGAGCCUUGUCUCAUUUGUUGGUAUUAACCAUGUUUAAUACUGUGUUUGUAGUAAGCAUUGCAUCACAUUGUGUGCGUUAAAAAGAAUACAGAUUACCAGCCAGAUGCUUAGCUUAGCUUCCACCUAUAGCAUCAAAGUUGACACCAAACUGUAUUAUUAUUCUUUGACCCUCCAGAGCUUCCUCUGCAGGUUUAAAGUUGAACAAAAAGAACUGACACUGACUUGCAUUCAUUUAAUAAUUUGUUAUUAGUUAUGUAUCAUUACCUAUUGAUGUUAUGUAUUUAUUAUUCAUCUUUAUAUUCUUAUAUUAUUUGUAUUCAUAUGCAAUUAAUUCUGCCAGAGGUGUAUUAUUUAAACACCAAUGCUAGUAUUUAUUUAUUUAUAAUUUUGAAUUGAAUUGUAAUUUAUUUCAGGGUUCAGUUUUUAACUUUAACUUACUUUACUUAACUCUACAGUAAUUUUAUUUAUUUUAUGUACCGUAUUUUCCGGCCUAUAAGGCGCACCGGCCUAUAAGGCGCACCUUCAAUGAAUGGCCCAUGUUAAAACUUUAUCCUUAUAGAAGGCGCACCGGACUAUAAGGCGCACCAUUAAUGCAUCAUGUCAGAUUUUUAAUCCAAAUCAAAUCAUUCUCCAUUUUAUCUUUUUUAUUUCAACUUCAGACGGAAACAAAUUACUUUAUAAUCAUAAAAUAAUGAUCCAUAGUCUUUUUGAGUCAUGAUUCAUAGUCUUCAGCGGGCCACUUAUGAUUGAUUUCAUGACACAAUGCUUUGGGCCAGUUUAAAUUUAGGAAUGUGGUCCAUAUAUAAGGCGCACCGGGCUAUAAGGCGCACUGUUGGUUUUUGAGAAAAAUUUAGGUUUUUAGGUGCGCCUUAUAGGGCGGAAAAUACGGUACUAAUUAUUCUCUCUGCCUUUAAAAACCUUGAAUUUAUUUAUUUUAAUUACAAUUUGUAUGAUUAAUUUAUUUGUUAAAUAUUCAUAUUUAAUAAAGAAAACCACAAUUGUUCAAUAGCAUUUGUAAAGGCAAAUGUUUUGGGGGAUACAGCUCUUGAAUUUGUGCAGGUGUACCGAACAAAGUGUGCCAUGAGCACACAUGGUCAACCACGUGUUGGGGACUUACGCAAAGGAAAAGAGGACAUGUCUACUGACAGUGUAAAGGGCAAAAAGAAAAAAAACUGAAACCAUCCAAAUGCACAGACUUGAAUUCAGGUUCUGUCUCUGUGUGUCACAAGGCCUGUGAUGAAAACAAGGAUUCUUCACACGUGCGUUUAUCUCGUGUUGUGCUCACUGUGUUUGUUGGCUGUCUGCAAUGGCGCCCCAUUGUUGCCAAGUGCUCUCCAUCCACGCAUUUCUGUCAUGCAGGUCGACAUCACGAGCUUUGUAGCACUGAAACAAUAAAACGCAAUCCAAGUCAUUCCUUAUUAAGAUAA
Messenger RNA from Syngnathus typhle (broad-nosed pipefish), 3028 nucleotides. RefSeq names its product 5-hydroxytryptamine (serotonin) receptor 1A a (gene htr1aa). Gene Ontology annotation, cellular component: plasma membrane. Gene Ontology annotation, molecular function: G protein-coupled serotonin receptor activity. The record is from RefSeq and is a predicted model, not a curated record. Gene Ontology annotation, biological process: regulation of behavior; adenylate cyclase-activating adrenergic receptor signaling pathway; regulation of hormone secretion. The transcript has a single exon. The coding region runs from base 278 to 1528 and encodes 416 amino acids. Lineage: Eukaryota; Metazoa; Chordata; Actinopteri; Syngnathiformes; Syngnathidae.